AUGGAUUCGAUGAUUAUAGGGUCCAUAUGCCGAACGGACAAACACUUGUUUCACUAUACAAGCCGGGCGAAAGCCGAUGGAAUAAAAAGCACCGGGGUUAUCAAACAAAGUGGCAGCUCAGGCCAAUUCGGCGCGGGUGUCUAUAUGCCCGAUUUGCACCCUAUGUUGUACUUUCGUAACGAAAUUCUAGCCAAUAAUUAUGGUGGAAUAGCCGGUUCAUUUAGUAACAGGUGUGAUUAUGUGGUGCUAAUUGACCGUGAUAGUUUAGAUGAAAGUUUGCUCACUACAAAUAAUGUGGACGACAGGCAUAUCUAUUGUUAUCGACGGGAUGUCUACGUGUCGGCGGAUCAAGUGGUGGACAAACCAACGUGUUUGCGGACAUUGACUGAAGACUACAGUUAUCUGAUGCGCUUGACCAGGGCACUUUGCGCAUCCUAUAUAGGUGGUAUGGUUACCAUCGUAUCUCUGGCCAUACAAUCAGAUCCCAUACUAUGUGAUCAAUCAGACUUCAAAUGUCCGGCACAUACUAUACUAAACGGUUGCGAAUGCUAUCCAUUACGACAGGCCUUAUAUUGCGGUAAAAAUCAAUUCAUACCACACUUGCGAGACAUCCGCUUCCAGACCAUCACCUUAUGCUCAGUGCAGACAACAAACGUAUCGCUGGUUAACGUCCGCACCGAUAAACUAGUCCUAACCCUACAGUCGGACAUCGAGGCCAUCGACCAGAUAAUUGACCUCCAAUUCCGGAUACUAAGCCUCGAGUCGGCCGAAGAACAUCUGGUCAAACAGCUGUUCAGCCGCGGCUCGCAAACAUUGACCGAGAUAUUCAUCACCCAGUUUUACGCCACACACUUUGACCUAAGGUUUGCAAACUUCCCAAACCUGGAGUGCAUACACUUGGGAACCGCUUUGCAAACCAAUAUCAUCUCGGGAUUGGGCGCAGACAUCUUCACAGGCCUGGAACGGCUCGUUCAGCUCAACCUCAACUACUUGGGCGUCGAGAGUAUGGCCGAGAAUAGCCUCCGCUUCUCUACCAGACGGCACCUUAAAGUGGAUUUAAGCCACAAUUGGGUCACCGCUUAUGAGCUGAAGAGGUCUAACAUAUCGGUGGACAAUACGGACGGUUCGGUAGACGUGGACUUGCGGUACAAUAAAGUGAAAGCAUUGCCUUACUAUGUGUUUGCCUACUAUUGCCGGCCAGACUAUAAGGUGCGGAUCAAUUUGCUUUACAACCCGAUUAAGUGCCGAUACAAUGAUAUUAAGUGGGUUUACGAGGACAGGGAGACCGUCGCCGACCACUUGUAUAAUGUCUAUUGCGUUAACUAUAAUAACAGAGACUUGUUUACUAUAAAUGAAACUGAUUUUACCGACAUAUCAAUAGAUACCACAACAACGACAACAGCAAACACUACCACUUCAUCCAUAGCUGAUAACAGGCUAACCAUCGAGUGGUGGCUAAUACUCAUCAUUUGUAUUGUGCUUAAACGCCGUACAACUGGUAUACCUGUACCUAAUUUCUACCAUAAUUCGAGCCAAUGCUAUAAGAUUAGCGGCUCAUACAUCACACCCGACCCCUAUCCGGACAGUUAUGCAAAAAGAACGUCGCUUAACGGCCUGUCCGUCGGCGUCGGUCCUCUUGUGGGCAACUUUGCGAUAGAUGUGUUCAUUCAUACGGACGUUAUGUCAGGGCCGGGAAGGGGACCACCGAUCGGUGCCGUCAGAUUCAACUCUAAGAACUCUUGUAAUUCUUGUACGAUUUCAUUGAGACACCAAACCAUAAGGUGUCGGCCCUCACAACAGUUCAAGUGCGACCACUUGUGUCCGGUGGGGUACAGCUGUAGUUGUCUGAGAGCGGGAACACUAAUCAACUCCACAUUCUUGUUGUCUUUCAUACGGGCAAUGAUUUCAUCACGAAUGAAUAAAACUCGCGAGAAUUAA
Medioppia subpectinata is the source of this 1938-nucleotide messenger RNA. The record is from the annotation of a GenBank genome assembly. NCBI's taxonomy places the organism in Eukaryota, Metazoa, Arthropoda, Arachnida, Sarcoptiformes, Oppiidae.